Molecule: messenger RNA, 300 nt
Organism: Myodes glareolus (Bank vole)
Lineage: Eukaryota; Metazoa; Chordata; Mammalia; Rodentia; Cricetidae
Gene: Defb115
Product: defensin beta 115
Biological process (GO): innate immune response
Cellular component (GO): extracellular region
Source: RefSeq, a predicted model, not a curated record
AUGCUGCCGACUCGCUCCUCAGCCCUCUCAGGACACAUUAAGCUCUGGUUUCUGACUUUAGCUGUCCUUGUGGUCCUGGCUCAUACUUCCCCAGACGGAUGGCUGAAAAAGUGCUUUUAUGGAAGGGGCAAAUGCAGACAUGAAUGCAGGUCAAGUGAGACGAGGAAAGAGAGAUGUGGGGACUUCACUGUUUGCUGUGUCCAAAUAUCAAAGUCGAAACUAUUUCAGUUGCCCCCAGCCAAAGAAUGGGCAAAGAACGGUACAAAGAAUGGUACAUAUCAUGUCAGACUCCCAGCUUGA